Brassica napus (rape) is the source of this 1377-nucleotide messenger RNA. RefSeq names its product probable E3 ubiquitin-protein ligase XERICO. NCBI's taxonomy places the organism in Eukaryota, Viridiplantae, Streptophyta, Magnoliopsida, Brassicales, Brassicaceae. The record is from RefSeq and is a predicted model, not a curated record. The coding region runs from base 723 to 1196 and encodes 157 amino acids. The transcript is spliced from 2 exons.
CGGGUUACCCGUCCGGGUUCGAUUAAUAACACCUCGGGUUCGGAUAUUUUUUGUACCACCCUACAAAACCCGUUCGGGUAUUUUUACGUUUCGGGUCGGAUAACGGGUCGGGUUUUUCGGUUCGGGUUUGGUUCGGAUUUCGGGUUCCGGAUUUUAUGUCCAGGCCUAGUUGAUGAUAUAAAGUAACCAUGGUUAAAUCCAAGAACCUGAAAGGUUGAGAUAGAAUAAACUGGGUUAUCAUCAACAUCUAAAUUAAUAACUUUUCUUUUAGAAACAUGGUCUAUUCUAUUAGUUCGCAGGGAGAUUAUGUGUAUCAUUAUAAAAAAAAAAUUGCAAAGGAAGUACAGUUGAUGAUAUAAAGUAACCAUGGUUAAAUCCAAGAACCUGAAAGGCUGGGAUAGAAUAAACUGGGUUGACUAACCAUAGUUAAGGCUUCUCUGGUUACAGAUGUUGGAAGCUCUUUGAUGUGCUUAACUAUUUAUAAAAAGACAAUGGAAAAAGCUCUCAAACCAACCCCAUCUCUCACUUUUCAGAUUCUCAUAAACACCACACUACCUUUCACCAGAGGAAAACACACACAAAGGGUAUUAAGGAAAAUUGUAUCUUUCAAUCAGUGACCAUCAUCCCCUUUCAUACCUUGACUCCAGAUCACAUCCCCUUGAGAAGAACAAAGAUCUAAAGAUAAAUUACAUAUAGGUUGAAAACAUCUAAAGAGUUGAAAGAUGGGUCUAUCAAGCCUUCCUGGCCCAUCAGAAGGAAUGCUAUGCAUUAUAUUAGUCAACACAGCAUUAUCAAUCUCCAUCUUCAAAGGCAUCGUCAGAUCAGUGCUUUACCUAGUAGGAAUCCGUCUCUCUCCUUCUUCAGUGGCUGCAUCUUCAGAGAUUCCAACUUCCGAGACUUUCGAUUUCCGGAUCUGCCAGCCUGAGAGUUUCCUUGAGGAAUUCAGGAACAGGACUCCAACGCUGAAGUACGAGAGCUUGUGCAGGUGCAAGAAACAGGAGGACAGCGAGUGUUCAGUGUGCCUGUCGAAAUUCGAAGAGGAUUCAGAGGUCAACAAGCUAAAAUGUGGACAUUUGUUUCACAAAACAUGCUUGGAGAAAUGGAUAGACUAUUGGAGCAUCACUUGCCCCUUGUGUAGGACUCCUCUUGUUGCUGUGGCAGUAGAAGACCAGCAGGUUUCUUCUUAUGUUUGGUGACUACUUUUCUUUGUAUAGAGGUUGUUUUUUUUUGUUGGGUUUGGGUGUGUUUGUUGAAAUUAGGCUGCGUCACGGUUGAUUCUUCAGCAGAUUUAGACCGGGGAUGGGGUAUUCUCAUGUACAUACAUAUCAUGUGAAUUAUAUAUGUUAUACACGUGCAGUGGAAGCUCUUGUUUGAACA